Saxophila tyrrhenica is the source of this 1077-nucleotide messenger RNA. RefSeq lists its product as uncharacterized. The record is from RefSeq and is a predicted model, not a curated record. The transcript is spliced from 4 exons. The coding region runs from base 1 to 1077 and encodes 358 amino acids. NCBI's taxonomy places the organism in Eukaryota, Fungi, Ascomycota, Dothideomycetes, Mycosphaerellales, Extremaceae.
AUGACAAAGAUAUUCGCGACCGGCGCGACCGGCUACAUUGGCGGCGAUGCUCUUUUCGCCAUAGCCCAGGCCCAUCCCGAAUACGACAUCACUUGUCUGGUCCGCAACAGCGACAAGGGAGCUCUCGUGGCGAAAGACUAUGCCAGCUCCAAACUGGUGUAUGGCGACCUCGAUAGCGUAGAUCUUAUAGAGGCCGAGGCGAAGAAAGCUGAUAUUGUCCUAAACUUCGCAUCAGCGGACCACGAAGCGGCGGUUAAAGCGAUGUUGAAGGGAGUCGCUGCCCACGACCCCACGCACCCAGGCUUCUACAUCCACACAUCAGGCACCGGCCUCCUCCUCCACGACGACAUUUCCCAAAAGACUUACGGCGAAGCCUCGUCCCGCAUCUACGACGACCUCGCCAACAUCUCCGCCAUUACCUCCUUCCCGGACGCCGCCCCGCACCGUGUGACCGACAAACUCGUCCUCGCCAGCGGCUCCGAACACGGCGACAGAGUCAAAGUCGCUGUCGUCUGUCCGCCGACUAUCUACGGAACAGGCAGAGGCCCGGAUAACAAGCGCUCGCAUCAGGUUCCAGAGCUUGCCAGGGUGACGUUGGAGAAGGGACAUGGGGUGCAGGUGGGGAAGGGGGAGACGUUGUGGAGUAAUGUGCAUGUCCACGAUCUUUCGGAUUUGUAUGUGAAGUUAGUGGAGAAUGCAGCAGCGGGGGAGAGUCUGGCGGAGUGGCCGGGGAAACCUGCGUUAUGGGGGAAAGAGGGAUAUUACUUCGCCGAGAACGGCGAGCACGUCUGGGGCGACAUCUCGCGCCUCGUGGCCAAGGAGGCGAAGAAGCAGGGCUAUAUCAAGACUGAUGAAGUCAAGACGGUCUCAUCUGAAGAGGCCAGCGAAUUGACACCUUUCGGCCAGGCGAUCUGGGGCGCCAAUAGCCGGUCGCGCGCGAAGAGGGCAAGGGAGGUGUUGAGAUGGGAGCCGAAGGGUGCGUCGUUGGAGGAUGAGAUCAAGGCGAGUGUGGAGUGGGAGGCGAGGAAGUUGGGGGUGGAGCCGGGGCAUGCUAAGGUUGCUGCUGGGGAUGCUUGA